AUGUCGGCCGCUGCCCCGUGCCUCCAGCUCUGGAACCCGUGCGGGCAAGGGGCGGCCCGGAGGGCCCUCAGCGCCUAUCCAGCAGGCCCGCGGUCCACGCCCAGCGGAUCGCUGGGCGACGGGGCGGCCUCGGGUCCAGGGGAGCUCCGGAGUCAGGAGGGGCGGAGGUCGCAGGAAGGCCGGGCAGAAUCGGGAAAGGGUGCGGCGCGAUCAGCGGAGGCUCACAGCCGGUCUCCGGGUCGAGGGAACGAACGCUCUCGGCGAAGAACCCGGCCAGAACGCCUCAGAGCGCAGACCUUCCGCCGCAGCGUCCCCUCCGCAGGCGCCGAAAGGCGCAGCCAGAGCGUGGGCGCACGUCUCCCGAGGCCGCACGUCUACCGAGGCCCCACUUCCGGCCGUCGGUCGCCCGGGGCCCGGCUGCAGUGCGCAGUCGCGGUGCCUCCCAGCGCUCCGCCCCGCACGCGGUAA
Rangifer tarandus platyrhynchus (Svalbard reindeer) is the source of this 468-nucleotide messenger RNA. The record is from the annotation of a GenBank genome assembly. NCBI's taxonomy places the organism in Eukaryota, Metazoa, Chordata, Mammalia, Artiodactyla, Cervidae.